Molecule: messenger RNA, 4074 nt
Organism: Wallemia ichthyophaga EXF-994
Lineage: Eukaryota; Fungi; Basidiomycota; Wallemiomycetes; Wallemiales; Wallemiaceae
Product: Cell division control protein 25
Exons: 5
Coding region: 1-4074 (1357 amino acids)
Biological process (GO): Ras protein signal transduction; positive regulation of GTPase activity
Cellular component (GO): plasma membrane
Molecular function (GO): protein binding; guanyl-nucleotide exchange factor activity
Source: RefSeq, a predicted model, not a curated record
AUGGAAAUAGCAGUUGGGAUUGCGGUACAUGACUUUGAGCCUUCAGAACGAGAUCCAUCGAUACUUAGCUUCAGUAAGAAUGAUAUCGUGCACAUACUCAAUAAGGAUGCUUCCGGUUGGUGGGAUUGCCAAGUCAACGGUAUUAGAGGCUGGCUGCCUAUGAAUUACGUGACAGAGGAUAUCGACGCUUUCUACGGCAACAGCGAAGAUGAUCUCGAGACUCGUGAUGCUGACAAGAAGGAUCAUCUCAAAAUCUCAGACGAUAAUCUCAACGACGACUUUCCCCACGACGAUCUUAAUCCGCAGUCACAGCCCAAGGAUUCUCCAAUUGCAGCCGUGCGGAAUGCUUUGACUUUGGUGAAAUCUGCUGUUAUAUCUAGUCACCUGUCACACCUUCAGCCAGCUACAGCUUGUGUUAUAUCCUCGGUUAGAUCCCUUCUCGCAUCCGCAGACGCUUUGAACAAGGACUCGCAUAGCAACAAGAUUAGCGCGUCUAUCGCAGAAAACAGACGAAAUCUACUGUCUCUGCUAUCCAGGUUCGUCGUUCAAAGCAGAUUGGUUAUGAAAGAAGCUUUGCAAACCUCCAAUAAGGUUUUGCUAAGCGAGGAUCUCGAGGAGGUUAUUCCGAUGGCCGAUCAAGUUUUCGUCUUGGCUGAGAAUUUCGCAAAUCUCUGCAAGUCGCAUGGUAUUAGUCUAGGCGAAGAUUUCACCCCUUAUUCUUCUCCGCAUACAUCUCAAUUGCCUCAUCAUGAAACCAAGUGUCAAACUGAAAACGACAUCCAAAUUUCAGCUAUACAAAGACAAUCAUCUGGAAUAUCCAGAAUGACUUCCUUUGACUCUUUCAAGAGCUCCGCAGCUCAAUCCGGCGCCUCUUCAGCCGUAUCUCUCGUUUUCAAUACCCGUGAUGCGGGUGAUUAUUUGACCGAGGAUAAUAUCAAACAUGAAUCCUCCGCGGAUCAAACUUUUGACAAACUUCUUUACGUUAUCAAUGAGGCUCUCAAGUCAACUAUCGCAGCAACCCUCGGACAUUUACACGCCAUGCCCAGUCAAAAUCAUGCGUCAUCUAGUAUCCAUUUGAUCGACCUACUCAAGGAGACGAUAGCAAUAGUAAAGCGUCUUCUGACGGUUUUACAAUCAAUUCAACAGAAUGGUCCGCUGAAUACCAUCGUUCCUAGGGACGGUUCUAUGUUGGAUGAAACAAUUAGAGACACAUACCUUUCCACUGAUGAUUUGGUAGCAGCAGCGGAGUCUUUACUAUUUAAUCAACCUCAAACGACAUUGAUAGAUAGUACGCACGAGUCAAAGAGACACCACUUACUCUCGUGUAUAAUGCAAAUUUACAAGAUAACAACGGAAGCGUAUGAGAUAUCUUCGAGAAUGAUUGAGUACGCAUCAAGGGCAUCUAUACCAUUAAAAUUGAACGUAAACAUGCCAAACCGCACAUCUAAGACUAGUCUACAAGACAUAACAAAUAAUGAUUUCAACAAGACGUUAUCACAGCAAGACACGCUGCCACAAACAGUUACAGAAGCUAGUCAAAAAGAGCUUAAGAGACGGCACAGAAGACAACAGACGUUGUCAAUGUUUGAUAGAAGGACUGCCAGUCUUACGAAUCUCCAAGAUCAAUUCCAAUAUGACAACAGUGGCAAGGAAGAGGGUAAAGAAAUAUUAACGACACCCACACUCCAAGAUACCUUCGAUCAUGAUAAUGAAAAUGACCGACCAGAGAGCAGUGCAUCACAUGAUACGACUAUCUGCGCACCAUAUAUCACUUUCACAAGUACAGAAAAUAUUGGCACACCAACACAGGUUGAGAACAUGAAGAAUAUAUCUCCAACUUCAGGCACAUUCACAGAACAAAGCUCAUCACCACAGUGGAAUAAUUGGGGAAAUUCAAAUGUGCUGAAUUUGCCCACAGGCAGUCCAGAAGCGAGCAAAUCAUCCACAACGCCCGAAUCGCCUGUCGGUAUUGCAUUACCGUUGAGCACUCCGGACGUUGCAAAGGGACAUGCCGUUGGUGGCAAGAUGCCUAGUUUAUCAAACGCACCUGGUAGUUUUGAUUUAUCCGCUCUCAGACCUAGACCGCGAGCUAGAGCUGCGACUGUUGGGACAGCCGAUAUUAGUCAAAAUCGCUAUGAUGAGAAGGAAAAUUCUGCAGAUUCGCCAGCAUUGAAGUUGUCGUUCAGUGGUACGAAUCCAAGUAUUAGUAAUACACAAAGAGAUGAUCUAUCGGCAGCUUCGUUGACAUCAGGAUCUGAAGCCAACGGAUCUAUCGCGUCGACGAGAAGCAACACGGACGAUGGUUUUGGUAAGGCUGGCACGUCUACACCCGCUACUGUUCACAGCUGGGUUUUGGAUGAAAAAGGCUCGAUUCGCGACAAGCCCAAGUUUGAUAUCGGUAUUGAGACGGACAGUGACGGUGAAGAUGUUGAUAACUUGCCUCCAUUGCCGCUAAAGCAAUACAGCGGGCGUCAACGCCAGAGAGCACUCACGACAUCAGCGGCUCAGCCUUCCUCGCAUCGUGGUUUGCAAUCGACCGUCAACUUUGGGAAAUAUGAUAUAGUCAGAGGCGGUAUGAAUAACAAAAUCAUGGGCGCAACAUUACCAUCACUCGUGGCAACACUCACACCACACGAUGUGACGCUCGACAUCAAUAUUUUAGAAACAUUCAUGAUGACAUUUAGGCUAUUUACGACACCGAUCCAAUUCGCAAUUGAGCUUAAAAGUCGAUUCGAAAAUGCCGAUGAUAUUGAAAAUAACAGUAUCAGCAAUACGAUCAGACUGGGAGUGUAUAAUCUAGCCAAAUUGUGGCUUGAAGUACAUUGGGUCGAUCGAGAAGACUACAAUGCACUUGAGACUAUAGAGGAUUUGGGUGUGAAUUCCAACACUAUGAACACAUAUACCGCAUCGACUGAUGUCUUAUUGAAUCUCAUUGAUAGACGUCGCUUCGAGCAUGAGCAUCCAGAGUCGAUGAAUCACAACAACAGCUCGUACAAUUCAAUAAGCAAUAAGACAAAGUCUAAAAGACAUGAUGGACAGCAUUCGCUCAAGAUGUUUAAGAAUCUGCAAUUUUCAGAGACUAGCUCGGUUAUGAUGAACAGAUAUAGCAGGAGUUCAAUAGGUAGUUCGAUGGAUCAGAUACCAGUACCACAAAUCGGCAAGACACUUUUAAAUCACUUAAAGUCGCCUCAAGGGUUGACGUCAGCUCCACUACCUACGGACUUCGAGCCAAUUGAAAUGGCGAGGCAGUUGACAAUAAUGGAGAGCAGGUUGUAUCAGUGCGUUACUGUCUCAGAAUUACUUAGUGUCAAUGAAGGCGGAAGCAAUAAAAAAGGCGUAGAUGCGAAUGACGUCAGACCGGCUCUAAAGGCUAUGAGUGAAUUCACCACCCGCGUUACAGCUUGGGUGAGCGAAUCCAUCCUUAGAGAGGGCGAAGCUAGAAAAAGAGUACCUCCGAUCAAGUUUUGGAUCAAGGUGUGCAAGCAUUCACUUUCGCUGAACAACUACGGACUACUUAUUGCGAUUGUUUGUGGCUUGACGACAUCGACAAUCAGUAGACUCAAGCGGACUUGGGAGCUCGUACCCGUAAAACAUCGCAAUCUGCUAAACAACCUCAACACAAUGGCUGCAUGUGAUAGGAACUAUGCAGUAUACAGAGCCAAAUUACGUUCAGCUCAAUUACCCGCAUUACCAUAUGUCGGGCUGUUCCUGUCAGAUCUUACAUUUGUGCACGUUGGUAACAAACCAACGAGACCAUCAUCGAUAGAUGGCAGAAGACAGGUGAUCAAUUUUGACAAGUAUGAGAAGCUCAAGAACAUUAUUCAAGAUUUUAUGAGAUUUCAAGAGCCUUUCAGGUUGACAGAAGUGCCCGAGUUCCAAACAUACCUGCAUAGAGCAUUGACACAUGUGGAAGCCAGCAACGAAUCAGCACAAGAUUUGUAUAAUAGAAGCUGUGUGCUUGAACCAAAGAACUCGAGCGUGUCAAUGCAGAAAGUGAAGAGCAAUACAUCGAUAGAUUCUCUGAGACAUUCAGUAGAUCGCAGGGAGUUAUUUGGAUGGACAAAAAGACAUUAA